Molecule: messenger RNA, 6153 nt
Organism: Lineus longissimus
Lineage: Eukaryota; Metazoa; Nemertea; Pilidiophora; Heteronemertea; Lineidae
Product: kinesin-like protein KIF14
Exons: 22
Coding region: 366-4934 (1522 amino acids)
Biological process (GO): microtubule-based movement
Molecular function (GO): microtubule binding; microtubule motor activity; ATP binding
Source: RefSeq, a predicted model, not a curated record
UUUUCAAAACAUUGUGUCGACAUUAACUCACUAAAUUGUGCUUUAUACUGGUAUUAAAGUUAUCAAAGACUGGUGUUUUGAAGAUUGAUAGAUACUUCAACUACUACAUACUUUUAUUCGACCGAUCAUUACGUUCGAGGAAGACCUACACGCUUUUUCUGUGAUCGUAUUUCUUACAGUUUAGUUUGUCAGUGUCAAAUCACUCUGUGAGUGUGAGUGUCUCUAGAGUAGACUGUAUCUCACUCUCUGCCUCUGGCUGUCUCAUAGGCCAAGACAUAGUGGACAUAGUGCUCUAGUGACGAGCGUGCAUGUGGGCGAGGCUAGUUGUUGAUGAAUAACCGGAUAAACUGGAGCAAUAGUCCAUUAUGAGUGAAUUCAAACGGUCGCGGACACACUGCAGCACGUCGGUGCUUCCUUGUGGAACAACUGAGCGUGAAAAUCGACAGACGAAAACCAGAGCUCUGAACCCGAGAACUACUUCAUCGAGAUCUGUAUCAUUCAACCCAAACAUUAUCGAAACUUCUUUCGGUGGAACACAGAAAGUUGCAAAAAUAAAACAAACUUUAAAUGACUCUCGUGGAAUCUUAGUAGAAGACACAAACAUUUCCAACUGUGAUCCGAUCACUGAAGAAACGUCAUCACUAGAAAUUGGGAACACGAGUGCCAGAAACUCCCCAAAAUCUCGAAGGACUAAGAGUUUCCCAUCAGGACCUAGCAGUGCGAUACCAAGCAGGAAUCAAAUGAUGACAUCGCAACGGCGCCUGGGACAAAAUGGGCAGGGAACAGGAACGCCAGAAUGUUUCAAAUCUGUUCAAACUCAUGAGACACCGAACCGAAAAUCUAAGGACUCGAUCCGGAGAAGUACGUCGAUGUUGUACCCGGAUGAUUUUCAUGGGGAUAGUUGCGGUGUGACGGUUGCGGUACGGGUUCGCCCAUUCAGUAAGAGAGAGUUGACCUUUCCGGAUGUCAAAUGCAUCAUGUCCAUGGAUGAAAAUGAGACCACGGUCACCUCCGAUAACGGCACGCAUCGCUUUACGUACGACUUCUCUUUCUGGUCGUUUGACUCGGACAACGGAGAAUUCGCCUCCCAAGAUCAUGUGUACAACAUGCUCGCCCAGCCUUUAUUGGGUAAAGCGUUCGAGGGGUACAACACGUGUUUGUUUGCGUACGGGCAGACUGGAAGUGGGAAAAGUUACAGCGUGAUGGGCCAUAAUGAAGAAGUUGGUAUUAUCCCACGAUUUAGUGAGGAGCUGUUCUUGAGGCGGGAGGAUUUGAUUGGUGGGAAAGACCAUGUAUCAGUAAACGUAGAGAUCAGCUUCUUCGAGAUCUAUAAUGAGAAGAUCCACGACCUGCUUGCCUCUAGCUGUUCAUUAAAUGAGAAAGUUGGGAAGAGACCAAUCCUAAGAGUUCGUGAGCACCCUGUCCUUGGCCCGUAUGUUGAAGGUCUCUCAACGCACGUCGUAAACACCUUUGACGAUAUUCAAACAUGGCUGAACUUGGGCAACAAACAGCGAGCAACAGCAGCAACUGGGAUGAAUGACAAGAGUAGCAGAUCACAUUCUGUAUUCACCGUGGUGCUCACCCAAACUAAGACUGAUGUGUUGGAGGGAGAAUGUCACGAACACUCGACCACAAGUAAGAUCAAUCUGAUUGACUUGGCAGGGAGUGAGAGGCAGUCCGCAGCAAAAACAUCAGGCGAUAGACUCAAGGAGGGUGCUAGUAUCAACAAAUCGCUCCACACACUCGGUAAAGUUAUAUCACAGCUCUCGGAACUCUCCUCCAACCCCAGCAAGAAAAAGAAAGUGUUCAUCCCCUAUCGAGAUUCAGUCCUGACUUGGUUGCUGAAAGAAAGUCUUGGCGGGAAUUCCAAGACUGCCAUGUUGGCUACAGUUAGUCCUGCUAAUAUUUGCUUGGAGGAGACGAUGAGUACGCUACGCUACGCACGACAGGCAAGGACAAUUGUCAAUACUGCGAGAAUAAAUGAGGAUGCAAAGGCGAGGCUCAUCAGAGAGUUGCGUUCUGAAAUUGAGAAGCUGCGUAGUCAGACAGGCAAUGCUAUGCACACUGAGGAUGAUUUUGACGCUCAGGCUGCAAGCCUCGCUGAAAUAGCCUCACUCAAGUCCAAGCUGCUCGAGAAGGAGAAAGCCAUGCAAGAGAUGUCGAGGUCAUGGCAGGAGAGGCUCCAAUCAUCUGAAGCCAGGAAGAAGGAGGAGACAAAGUUGUUAGAGAAAUCUGGUGUGACUUUGAAAAUCAACAACAAACUGCCAAACCUUGUGAAUCUGAAUGAAGACCCGCAGCUCUCCGAGAUGUUGCUGUACAUGUUGAAGCCGGGACAGUCACAGGUCGGCCGCAAGAUGACCACUUCUGAACAUGAUAUACAGUUAAAUGGGGCUCUCAUUGCUGAUGACCAUUGCUUUUUUGACCACGUUGACGAUGUUGUUUACCUCAUCCCUAUAAACGAUGCUCUGACGUACGUCAAUGGUGACCUCAUCACUGAGAGGAUAACGCUGCAUCAUGGUGAUCGCGUUAUCCUUGGUGGAGACCACUAUUUCAGGUUUAAUAACCCAAAAGAGUUGAAGGAGCGAGAAGGAAGGCCAAACACUGCCAUGGCAAACCAUGUCAAAGACUUUGAAUUUGCGCGUCAGGAGCUGAUCAGGGUUCAGAAUGCCAGACUUGAGCAAGAACUAGAAGAAACGAGGAAAAAGGCCCAAGAGGAGAUGAGGCAUGAACUGGAAUCUGUGAAGAGUUCAGCGAAGAAAGAACUGAAGGAAAAGCUUGAGAAGACGAGGCAGCAGGCAGCGCAGGAGUUGAUACAGCAGAAGACAUCAUACGAGGGCCGCCUGGCCCAGCUGGAGAGAGAAUUGAAAGCCAAAGAGGAGCAGACCCACCAAGAUACUGAGGGUAUAAUGAAGAAAGCUGAACAGCUGGAGAGACAGAACCAGUUGCUACAGCAAACAGUGAUCGCCAACAAGAAACGACUUGAACUCGAGGCUCAGGCUGCUAAUCAGGCUGUCAAAAACUCCAAGAUCAGCCAUUUCAAGUUCUUUGAAAAACUUGAGAACGAAAAGCAGAAGAUACAGCUGGAUGUGAAACGACUGUCGGAGUUGAGGAGCAAGAAAGAGAGUGCAACGCCAGUCAAACAGCCCUUGGGGCAACUUACGCCAUUGAAAAUCGACCAGAACGGUAACCGGAUGGACCUUUAUAGGAAUGCGCUACUGCUGCGGGAGGCGAACAAGAUAAGUCAGUACUUGAAGAGAGACACUUUAUUCAGUCUUGAGGAAAUCCCCAAUGACGGCCAAUAUGUCAUCAACGUCACCAACACAAAGCUUGGCAUCACGACUUUCUGGACCCUGGAAAAAUUCGAGGAUAAAUUGGUGGAGUUUCGCGAGGCGUACCAGGCAGAGGGUGCCAGUGAUGUCAGCGAUGACCUGUUUUAUAAUCCUAAUGAUACAUGGGAGCAGGUCGAGCGGAUCAAUUCACCAACGGAUUCUAAGAGAUUAAGGUGUGCAAUUCGGAAGAGCCUGAGCCCAAAGUCACCCAUGAUUCUGCGGAAACUCAGUUUCAAUGAGAGUGAUAAAGUUGAGAUGAUAGUGGAGGAAGAGUCGCCGAGAGAGAAGUCAUUAGCGUCGUCCGUUUUUGAUAUAUGCCGAGAACUGCUCAGCGAAACUGGAGAAAAGUUGAAAGACCCACGUUUAGAUGACAGUAUAGCUGACAUGGUGCUGUGGGACCUUGAUGCCAUAUACUCGGCCCUAUCUUCCUUGAUGGAUGCAAGGAGUACCGUAGCUUUUGAUAUCAAUUCCACAAGCUCUGAGCAGACCCAAGUCCAGAGCAUUCAGCUGACAGUUUCCAUGAAGCAGUUGGUUUGUCACGCCACCAGCUGGGCGGCAUCCUACAAUGGCCUCGGUUCACCGCUAAUCAAAUCGUACAUGGACAAGAUCAUCGAGACGAUGAAAAAACUUUCAAAUUAUCUGGUGCUAUUUCUGCAGGGCUAUGCAAGCGACAUAACAACAAUGGUGAAUGGGUCUUCUUCUGACAGUCAUGAUGCUCUCUUCAGUAUUGCCAAACAGUGUGGAGAGGUGGCGCUGGCAACUGAGAUGCGCAUGAACAGCCUAGUGGAUUCGCGACUUGAUGUAUUUGAUGACGAGGACGAGGAUACUCGUAUGCCAAAGCUUUACCACCUGAUCAAGAUGUCCUUCCUUGGCGGCAGUGACCUCUUCAUUGACAAGACUAUCCAGGGCGGUAUCAAGACGGUGGAAGAUUGCGAAUUGAGCAUACAGACGUUAGGUGACAACACUGGUUACCGAGAAGAGAUAGCGGAAAUACUCCAACAUGUUGAAAUCUUAGUCGCGUCUGCUCGAGUUCUCUUGGUCAAAAUGCAAGAAAUCCAAGUGCAGGUGAACGUCUCAAUGAGAGAAAGUGAAGAGGGUGGAAAACCUGAGAAUUAUUAUGACCGCAGUUACCGGAGACUACAGGGUCUGGUUACACAGAUCACAGGACUUUCUGAGAGUGUUGGUUUGCUGUGUAAGGCUGCUGGGGCCGUUGCUGGGGGUACUGAGAAGGACUUGCGUCGUCUCAUUCGUGGUGUUGAAAUGAUCACAAAGUCGACGAAAAAGCUGAUUACGAUAUCGUACGGUGACAGCAACUACAACAGUCUCGACACUCAGUCGGAAAGUUCUGAGGCAUCGAUAUUGAACGACAUGCAGAAUGAACUAUUAGACCUCGCGUCACAGGAGGUUCAGCUGUCUUCAAGGACUUUGAUCAAUUAUCUCCAAAAACAGCUGGAGUCGAAUCCCACGUAUAAUUGUCCGAUUCGUGGGAAACGUGUGCUGCCACCAUCGCCCGAUCGUGGCGUUGGUAUCGGCGGGUCGAAUUCUGUGAUUCGUCACUGCAGUAUCAAGCAACGGCUAGUGCUGAUUGAUGGACAUGGCAACUGAAAUCAUCAGAGAUUGGACUAUCCCCAUAAAGGUCAUCAACUGACUGAACUGUGUUCAUAUAUUUAAAUUAUUUCGACUCUGAAUCCAUUGAAACUGCAUUUCAGGACCUGGCCCUUCAAAAUUAGUCAGCUUUAACUUAGCACUGAGUUCGACUGGCUUAUGUGACUUGACUUGUUUUGAAUGACCGGACUGGUGGAUUUAAGUGAGGAGUAUUCUCAGGAGAGUAAUGGACUGGGUCACAGCUUUAAAUUAUUAUUAGACUGGACAGUUCAUUGCUGCAUUUCCAGUGGUUAUACAUGUACGUGAGAAAUGUUCUUAGAAAACGAAGUGGACAAUCUGAAUCUCAUGCGUGAAGACAAGACAGAUAAAUUGGACAGGAUUUGAGCAUAUCCAGUCUUAGAGCUCACGAUGUCAUAGUGACAAUUCUCAACUCGUUGAAUCAAAUCAACAUGUAGGACCAUUUGUUGGUGGCACCAUUUUGCCCCAUUGAUGGACAAAUCAAUGGCUUUUUUACACAUCAUUGUACACUAAACUGCCAUCCUUCACAGUACUGCCAAUUACCUUGUUUAGAAAGCUGUAUAUAACACUUUCGGCGCCGAAACCACGUAGAUCAAAGUGGCCCAAAUCCCCCUCUUUGAGCAGGUUAUCGGAGUCUCAUGCAGAACUACGCCAUCGCCAUCUUCAGGGCAAGGGAGGAACUGAAAGAACUACGCCAUCGCCAUCUUCCGGGCAAGGUAGGAACUGAAGAACUACGCCAUCGCCAUCUUCAGGGCAAGGUAGGAAUUUUCAGUUUCUGCCUUGCCCUGAAGAUGGCGAUGGCGUAGUUCUUUCAUGAAGUCCAUGAGACUCCGAUAACCAGCUCAAAGGGGAGGGGGAUUUGGGUCACGCGUGGUUCGGCGCUGGAGCUGUUAAUCAAAUAGGACGAUUUAUUCUCUUAUAUCUAUUGACAUGCACAUGCAGAGCUUUGUUUAAGCGUCAGAAAAUGCUCAUCAAAAAUGCUUUCUAGCAUAUGGUGAUGUCAAGAGGUUGAUUAUUCUCAAUUCAGAGAAAGCAUCACUUGGCCACUUGUGUCACCAUAUAUAGUCGUCAAAUACCUUGUAGCUACCUUGUACUCAUAGUAGCAACAAUUCACAUUGAUGUAUGUAUACCAAAUAUUAUAACUACUGAAGAUUGUAAACAGUUCUUUUGUAUUUUUUGAUACAACAUUUGAAAUAAAAUG